GCGGCCGCCGGCUAGUUCCGGACAACGCCUGGUUGUGUGGUAACGACGGUGGCGGCGGCGGCAACGGCGGCGGCAGGUGGAGGCUUCCUUUCUGGCGGGGACUUCCGGCAGUAGCGACGGCGGAGCCCGCUCGGGAGCCUUAAGAGGCUUCGAGGGGGCGGGUGGGGCAGGGAAGGAAGGGUGAUAUAUUUCUUACGUGCUCUAAUAAUCUGACAUAACAAGAAGAAAGAAGAAACUUUACAUUGAAUGACGUGUCCAUUGCUUCAGUAGUCUUUUUCUUCAAGAGUGGAUCUUUGAAUGAGGAUGACAAUGGAAGAGAUGAAGAAUGAAGCAGAGACCACUUCUAUGGUUUCCAUGCCUCUUUAUGCUGUUAUGUAUCCUGUAUUUAAUGAGCUAGAACGAGUAAAUCUGUCUGCAGCUCAGACAUUGAGAGCAGCUUUUAUUAAGGCUGAAAAGGAAAAUCCAGGUCUCACACAAGACAUCAUCAUAAAAAUUUUGGAGAAAAAGAGUGUUGAAGUUAAUUUUACUGAAUCUCUACUCCGCAUGGCAGCUGAUGAUGUAGAAGAGUAUAUGAUUGACAGGCAAGAGCCAGAAUUCCAGGAUUUAAAUGAAAAGGCAAGAGCACUUAAACAGAUUCUCAGCAAGAUUCCAGAUGAAAUAAAUGACAGAGUGAGGUUUCUUCAGACAAUCAAGGACAUUGCCAGUGCAAUAAAAGAACUUCUCGACACAGUAAAUAAUGUCUUCAAAAAAUAUCAAUACCAGAAUCGGAGGGCACUGGAGCACCAAAAGAAAGAAUUUGUAAAAUAUUCCAAAAGUUUCAGUGACACUUUGAAAACCUAUUUUAAAGAUGGAAAGGCAAUAAACGUGUUCGUAAGUGCCAACCGACUAAUUCAUCAAACCAACUUGAUACUGCAGACCUUCAAAACUGUGGCCUGAAAGAAAUAAUAAACUGUAUAUGUUGAGAGCUGUACUUUUCAAUGGUGGAUAGGAUACCUUUAUAUGUAAACUUUAAAGUUUUGACUGUAUAAAUUAUCAGUCCCAGCUGAAGGGACCUAAUGCAGGAUUUUGAAUGGGAUUUAUUGCCAUCUUACACCAUAUUUUUGUAAAAACAUUGUAGCUUAAUCAUAAUCUCACAAUGAAGAUUUUGCAUCACUUUUUUGCUAUUAUCAUUCUUUUCAGAAUUAUAAGCCAAAAGAAUUUACGCCUUAAUGUGUCAUUAUGUAACAUUCCUUAUAAGAAUUGUAAAUAUUUGGUGUUCUGUUUCUGACAUUUUAACUUGAAAGCAGAAAACUGCAAGAUUAUGUAUUUAACAAUAUUGGUGGCAAAUAUUCAAUAAAUAGUUUACAUCUGUUA
Pogona vitticeps (central bearded dragon) is the source of this 1353-nucleotide messenger RNA. RefSeq names its product programmed cell death 10 (gene PDCD10). Lineage: Eukaryota; Metazoa; Chordata; Lepidosauria; Squamata; Agamidae. Gene Ontology annotation, cellular component: FAR/SIP/STRIPAK complex. Gene Ontology annotation, molecular function: protein kinase binding. Gene Ontology annotation, biological process: regulation of Golgi organization; positive regulation of MAP kinase activity. The record is from RefSeq and is a predicted model, not a curated record.